This is a messenger RNA of Dovyalis caffra, 225 nucleotides long. Lineage: Eukaryota; Viridiplantae; Streptophyta; Magnoliopsida; Malpighiales; Salicaceae. The record is from the annotation of a GenBank genome assembly.
AUGGCUGACUCUGAACAUUCUUCUUCUGAUGAAACUUCUGUGGAUUUUAAAGAGGAAACAAGUAAGGAAUCGGAGCUUGAAUUCUCUGAGGAUGAGGAGACACUUAUAAUUAGGAUGUUUAAUAUAGUUGGAGAGAGGUGGUCUCUAAUUGCUGGGAGGAUUCCUGGAAGAACAGCUGAGGAAAUAGAGGAGUACUGGAACACUAGGUAUUCUACAAGUGAAUGA